This is a messenger RNA of Paramecium tetraurelia, 1722 nucleotides long. RefSeq lists its product as uncharacterized. The record is from RefSeq and is a predicted model, not a curated record. Gene Ontology annotation, cellular component: cilium. The transcript has 7 exons. NCBI's taxonomy places the organism in Eukaryota, Ciliophora, Oligohymenophorea, Peniculida, Parameciidae. Gene Ontology annotation, biological process: outer dynein arm assembly; cilium movement.
AUGUAACCAACAGAAGUAUAUCUGUUUUUAUUAAGUUAGGAAACCUAAUUGAUGAGCUCCUCUUCUAGAAUGAAAACAGAUAAAUUUAUCAGCACAUAAGCUGUCGCAAUGAGAUCAAUUCAAAAAGCAAUAAAAAAACAAGAUUUGUCUUUUAUACUUGGUUCCUUUAAUAAUUAUUAAGGAGCAUCCCAACAAUAAAAUGAAAGUUUAUAACUGUUUUAAAUGGAGGAAAAAGAAGUCCAUUUAAAAUUGGGAGAACUCAGAAAAGAGUUUGAUACUUAUCACACAUCAUCUCUGUACAAAGAGAAGGAGAUUUCUUAAUUCAAGGAUCAACUCCUAAAGUUAAAUUUGGAAGAAUCAGAGUUAAUAAACAAUACGACAGAAUUAACAAAGGAAUUGGAAUGUUCAAAGUCGGAAUAUGUGUAGGCUAAACAAAGAUUCGAGGAAAGUCAAAUGAGUGAAAAAUCUUAUGUACAUGUUGUAAAUAGACUGAAACACGAUGUAUUAUGUUUUCGAAAGAAAUUAAAUGAAAUGGGAGAUGUUUUUGAAAAGAAACAAGCAGAAGCUUAUCAGGCAGAUGCAAAAUAAUGGGAAUCAAUUCAAUUAAAUCAAAUGACUAGAAAAUUGUGUGAUGAAAUGAUGAAUAAUAUUGAAAUCGAGAAGAAUAACAGACAAAGACAAAUAGCAUAAUACAAUAAGCAAAUCAAGGCAUAAUUAAUCGCAAAAGAGAAACGAGAUGAAAGGAUGAUAAAAUAGAGGGAAAUAGCUGAACAUGCCAGCAAUGAUAAGGAUGCAAGUGAAAAAAAGUGGAGAAAACUUUUGUUAGUACAUAAAGUAGUUCAUUCAUUGUUGAAAAAUAAAAUGGAGAAGGAAAUGGAGAAGUUUACAGUAGUAGAAACAGCAUUCUAAGAAAUCAAGACAGCAACUGGAAUUUCAGAAGCUUAAGAAAUAGUUCAAAAGUUUUUAACAAAAGAAGCUACAUAUGGUUAACUUUUAGGUACCAUUGCUGAAAAUGAAAGGAAAAUUGAACAUUUGAAGAGGAUGAAAGAUAAUCUAAGAAAAAGACUCUAAGAAUUAAAGGAUGAUAUCUAAAUAAUGGAAAUGAAUGCUAAACCAUCAAAGAAGGGAAUAGAUUCAGAAAUAUAUAAAUAAUUUUAUAUUAUAGACGAUAGAGCAAAGAAAGCAGAAAUAAUGAAAUAAAAAUUAUAUACUUGGAGUAUCAAAAUGCUAGGCAAAAUUGAGAAAGCGUCGAUGUAAUUUUUAGAUGAAAGAACUAACUAUUAUAAUGUUUAUCCGAGAGGCAAAGAUGUUGAAUUGUUUGAACAACUUUAAAAGUUAAUAUUUGAAGAUAUAGAGCAAGCUAGACCUGAAGAAAUAUUGCAAAUAAUUGGGGAAGUUAAUAGAUCUAAUAUUAGAAAUGAUACCUUAAAUGAAGAAUAUCUCAAAAAAAAUGUUAGAAUUAAAUAUAAAAAAUUGACUUAAAGAGAAGCCAUUAAAAGAACUAAAUCUAUGGACUCUAAAGCUGAUUUAAGCAAUAGAAGUCUUAGUUAAUUUGGACAAUCUAGCGAUUCAAGUGCAGAACCAUCAUUUUAUGAGUCAGAGUCAGAAGGGAAUACUGUAGACGAAAAUAGUGAAAAGAACCAUUUCAACUAUCUAAGGGAUGAAGCAAAAUAGGUUAAAAAACAAAAGAAGAAGGAUGAUGGCUCAGAAGGGAAGAAAUGA